AUGGCGGCGCCCAGCGGGAGGAGCAGCCGGUGGCUGUGGGCCGCGCUGGUGCCCGCCGCUCUGCUGUGCCUGGCGGCCCGGGCCGCGGAGGAAGCGAGCACGGCUGAAUUCGACGUGCGGCCCGGCGGGGAGGUUCACUCCUUUUCUCGGAGCCUGGGGGAUUACAGCUGCACCUUCACCUACUCAGCUCAGGGAGGAACGAAUGAGCAGUGGCAGAUGACCGUCGGAGUCAGUGAGGACAACCUGCUCUUCUCCUGCUCCCUCUGGAGGCCCCAAGGGAAGUCUUAUCUCUUCUUUACCCAGUUUAAAGCUGAAGUGAAGGGAGCCAAGAUCGAGCAUGCCAUGGCUUAUUCUCAAGCUGCAGUGGGUGCCCAAAGUGAUAUCCCCCUAAAACAGGAAGAGUUUGAAGUCACUGAAACAACAGUCUCUCACAGGGAAGGGAAGUUCCGUUUUGAACUCUCCAAACUCAUGAUUGUAGCAAGAACACCCCGUGACGAGCUGUGAGCCCAUGGCCAGGGGGGCUUGGGCCAGAAGACCAUGGCAGAU
Messenger RNA from Indicator indicator, 546 nucleotides. RefSeq names its product myeloid derived growth factor (gene MYDGF). The record is from RefSeq and is a predicted model, not a curated record. Gene Ontology annotation, biological process: positive regulation of endothelial cell proliferation; positive regulation of angiogenesis. Bases 1 to 504 code for a protein of 167 amino acids. The transcript is spliced from 6 exons. Lineage: Eukaryota; Metazoa; Chordata; Aves; Piciformes; Indicatoridae.